CCUCCGGGCGGCAGAAAAGCGCCUCGUCACCCAAAAAUAAAAGUAGCGCUUUGAGUCUGUUUAUUUAGCCGGAGUUGUGGAGCUACGCUAAGCUAAGCUAAGGAUGGAAGAUGAGGAUGUGUCCGAUAACUGGGAGGACGCUGCGGACAGCGGGGAGAUUGAGAGACGGCUGGAGGCCAAACUGAAGAUCAAUCAGAAAUCAAAUAGCCAAAGUUUGCCUGUUAAGACAGCGGUGGUGAUUCAGGACGACUCUCUGCCUGCGGCCCCCCCUCCGCAGAUUCGGAUCCUGAAGCGGCCCCCCAGUAACGGCUCUCUGGGGCCACAGGUGGCGUCGCGGCCAGCGCAGCAGGUGAAGUCUUUGGCUCAGAGAGAGGCAGAGUAUGCCGAGGCGAGGAGGAGGAUUCUGGGGAGCGCAGAGGAGCCAUCUCAGGAAAGACCAGACACGGAAAGGUCUGCCCCUGCUGGAGCUCCAUCGUUGUCGGAAUGCCUGCGCCCAAACAAUCACAUCAUCCGCCAACCGCUGGGUCCAGACGGCACCACAGGCUUCCGCCUCAGCAGAUAGAGAGAUAAAGAGAGAGAGAGAGAGAGAGAGAGAGAGAGAGAGAGAGGGUGAGAGACAUAAACAUAGAGAGAUGGAGAUGCUACCCUGUGCAAUAGUAAGUUCUAAACGGUUUGGAGGCAGAAUUAAAGCAGGUUUAGAGAAGUUGCCUUGAGGAGGUUUGCGAGAGGCCGGCUCUGGUCCAGACCUUCACUCCUCCUGCUUUCUUCUGCGCUGAAGAUGUGCAGAGGGCUCCUCAGCAUGCGACAAGGUGCAGUCAAAGCAUCACUCUGGCCUGGCCACAGAUUCUCUCUCCAUGUCAGGACUCUACACACUGUGCACCUUUCGAAAACACUCCCCUCGGUCACUUUUCGGAGUUACAGACACUCCAGUGUUGGGGAAUCGGAGUGGAAGCCCCAGUCAGGAACUGCUGAGAGAGCUUACAAUCUGGGUGAAACAUGAGUGAUGAUGGUCUAGACUGUGGUUUCUACUGUAGUCACGGCUUUAGGCUUUUAGAAAUGUAGUUUAUACCAGCACCUCUGUGGUAUGGAGUGUUCUCCUACUUCAUCACACCUGUAUGAACACACCUUAUCAGCUAAUUGACCUAUUCAGGCUCCGCCCACACAGGCUUUUUCUUAGCUGCUGUUUACAGAAUCCCAUUCAGCCAAAUGAAUUUAGGUUGGGCUUAAGAUUCAUUACAAAAGGUUGAGUUUACAGUUUUGAAAUGCUACAAUAAAGGGCUGCACUGUGCUGCAGCAAAUCCAAACGAAGCAGCCUGGGAACGACUCUAACCGGCUCUAAAUGUAGGUAUUGUGAUAUAAACCGAGUCCGUUCUACAGUUUCUCAUUAGGCUGAAUGGGAUCUUUUUUUUUACCAGCGUUCUGUAAAGGUUGUAAAGUUCAGCAGUGAACUUUUCUUAUGAAAGUGGGCGGAGCAUAAAUAGGUCAAUUAUAUGCCAUUUUUGAACUCGGGCAAGUUUGUUGGAACACCUGCAAUUUGGGUUCUGUUACAGCACACACUUAAAGAUGAUUCUUCAAGGGUUCUGUCUUUUAAGCAUGGGGGAAAUAGUUCCUCAGAUCGAUGGAGGAGGUGUGUGUGUGUGUGUGUGUGUGUGUGUGUGUGUGUGGCAUCAGAAAGUUCUGCUGUAGAUACGAUUUUAAAGUUGUAACAGUAGAAGAACCGUUUUUGGUGCUAUAUAGAACCUCCAUCAAUCUGAAGAACCUGUUCUGUAUAGAGCUCAUGGUUCUAAACAGCGCUGUUGCCUUUACCGAAGUCCUCCUGAGGAGCCGUCUUUAAGUGUGCAUUAGAAUAAUGACCGUGUGUACAUGACCACGCCCAGACAUGGCAAACAGCAUGUGUGUUUACAGUGGCACUCUGUUAGUAGAGCUGGUCCUGGGUCGGUGGGGUUUGAUG
Molecule: messenger RNA, 1951 nt
Organism: Pygocentrus nattereri (red-bellied piranha)
Lineage: Eukaryota; Metazoa; Chordata; Actinopteri; Characiformes; Serrasalmidae
Product: SUZ domain-containing protein 1-like
Exons: 4
Coding region: 104-562 (152 amino acids)
Source: RefSeq, a predicted model, not a curated record